Molecule: messenger RNA, 1386 nt
Organism: Alosa alosa (allis shad)
Lineage: Eukaryota; Metazoa; Chordata; Actinopteri; Clupeiformes; Clupeidae
Product: cell surface glycoprotein CD200 receptor 1-like
Exons: 4
Coding region: 328-1128 (266 amino acids)
Biological process (GO): regulation of neuroinflammatory response
Molecular function (GO): signaling receptor activity
Source: RefSeq, a predicted model, not a curated record
CUGCUAUCAAAAUGUCAUUGGCUGAAUGUAGGGGCGACAAGUUCCUGUUGACAGCAAAUUUCCAGCACACACAGGAAGUCUAGUUGAAAACUGCGGCUAAGCAAGUUCAGGUAGUCUUUCAACUGAUGGAUAUUAUAUAUUUUAAAGUGUAUUCAAGAGGCGUAGACGGAUUUGUCUUGACCACCUUCAGGUUAGUAAACAUGCAAUAGAGGGGUGACCACCUUCAGGUUAGCAAACAUGCAAUAGAGGGGUGACUGCACUAGUGGUCGUCUGGCUGUACCACAGAAAAAAACCUACCACAGUAAACGUGUAUGAAGUAUUUGACACAUGGAGGUGGGGUGGAUUAUACUACCUUUCUUGGCUUUGCUGUGUCCUUCGUCGAGCUCCUCUGCAGGACAACUAAAUGAUUCACAGGCCCCAGCCCUACAAACUGAAUAUUUUGCAGAGGGCAAAGACGCUAACAUAAGUUGCAGCAAUAGGACAUGGUCUGAUGCUCUCCAUUUUAUCUGGAAAAUAAACAUCAGUGGAGUCAACUGUCUGAUAAGUGAAUCUACCAAAAAUCCUCCGCACAACAACUGCACAGGAGGGAAAACGCUCCGCAACACCACCAAUGGGGAGUCCUACCUGCACAUUCCUCACUUUGGAGUCAAAGAUGAAGGGACAUAUUCAUGUGAAAUUGUGUACAGAGGUGGAGCUGAAACAGUCAAGAUUACAGUGCGGGCAGCAGUCACCCCUGUCCUCUCCACCAGACUGGAGCAGGACAGUGGACAGAGGUUUGUUGUCUGUUCUGCUGCUGGGGGAAAACCAGCGGCCAUAGUGUCCUGGGAGGAGAUGUGGGGAUCCUCUGAGGUCACGGAGAGGUCAACUCAGAACGCUGACGGAACAGUGACCGUGGAGAGCUGGCUGCGCGUGCCUGAUGGAACAAAGGAUAAACUCACCUGUGUGGCCAGUCACCUCUUCUGGACACGAGGAGCAAGCUCUGCUGCCGUGGAUCUCACAGAGAUACGUGAUGCAGGUUCAUUGGCAGGUGAAUUAUGGCAGCUCAUCAUGAUAUCAUUUUUUUUUGUACUUAGUUUGGUCAUUGUAACUUUUCUCAGCAUAUACAUGUGCCUUGAGAGACACAAUUAAUAAUAAAACAAGUAAACAAACAACAGGUGUAAAUUGUUUUUCUUUUUGUUUAUUUAUUUUUUCAGUUUUUCCUCAAGAUAGCAGUAUAGGAUAGAACAAGAUAUGCAUUCAGCGCCAUGUUAGCUAGAAUCCUUACAACAGGACAGAAACAAAAGGGCUCAUCAUAUACCCACACACACACACACACACACACACACAGACACACACACACACACACACACAUUUCAGGAAUGACAAUUGGUGUUAAGUCUGACUAAA